UUGUUUAUGUACUUUGCCUGUUUGGACCUUUUGUGACUUGACAAAAUACUAAAAGACUCGAGACUCACUUUGGAUUGAGAGUUAGACAUGUGACUUGACUCGAGACAUGAGAUCUUAUACAUGGUUGUUAAAAAACAAUGGCGGUCUAAAAUAAAUCACUACAUAAAUCUGUUUUAGGGAGAAAUUAUUUUACAAUGUGACUUUGACAGUAGCUGUCGUAGAAUCAGAGAAAACCAACAGAGCCAUCAUUAAUGAAAUGAAUGUUACUGAGUCCAAUUUAUUUAGUCAUUUAACCUUUAUUUAUCUGGGGAAAAGUAGUUGAGAACAGAUUCUCAAUUGCCAUGAGUAAAAGAAAAGAAAACAAAAACAAAUACCUAUACAACAGACUAUACAAUGUUAUGUAGUUACAUAAUCACAUAACAGUUCACAUCACAUUACAUCAUAAAGUGUUCUGAACAUGCUAAAAACAGGUGCCGCCAUCAUACAUCAUCGUAGAGCAUCUUCAAUUAACCUAAAAAGUGGUAUAAGGAUGAAUGAAGACUUUUAUUAUUUGUUGCAGUGAAGAAAAUCCUCCAAAAGUAAUCAAGCACUUUGGGAACAAAGAGUUUAACGAUGAGCAAAGAGAGGUUAGGUAGAUCUUGCCAAUGUGUGUUAUACUGUAUAAUUAAAAAUUGGCCCGUGAAUUUGUGUCGAGAGGACUAAUUAACCAAGCAGUACAGUUUUAAUUGAAUAAUGAUAUAAAAGGGCUGCGUUCCAACUCAUUCUGGGCUCGAAUCACUUCUCUGAAACAAUAUGAAGAGGAUAAAACAAAAGAUUUAAGCCGCUGAGAUGCUGCUUCUGCGUUAAUUGAUGCAUUGUUUGCUUCCGGAACACGAACAUUCUUUACGUACAUCUGUCGUCGAUCAUGAAAUAAUAGGUUUCCAAUAACUUGUUUCCUGCAUCCCGAUGUAACAUCCGCCGAGGCAAAGGAAACGUACUUAAAAUUUUACUAUGAUUAAUAUACUGUGUAUUCAGCUCCAACACAGUGUUUUUACAAAUGAGUUAUUUACAGCAAUGCUAAAUCCAAAAGUUGUUUAUAUCUAUCCAGUAAAUGUGUGAGGUAUAGGAAAUGCAGACUGCUAUUUUUUUUAAACAGCCCACUACAUUAUUCUUCUUUUCUGUGAAGUAAUAUAGUGAUUCAUUUUUCUUUGUUUUUAUCUUUAAUAUCAUGUGCAGUCUUCUCAAUGCAUUGAAAGGAAGUAUAAGGAUUGUGAGUCUAUGGCGCAUCUGCUUAGAACGUUGGCCUCACAGUUCUGCCCGCCUGUGUGGAGUUUGCAUGUUCUCCCCGUGCCUGCGUGGGUUUUCUCCGGGCACUCCAGUUUCCUCCCACAUCCCAAAAACAUACAUUCAUUGGAGACUCUAACCUGCGCCUAAGUGUGAUUGUAAGUGCGACUGUUGUCUGUCUCUGUGUGCCCAGCGAUUGGCUGGCAACCAUUUCAGGGUGUCCCCCCGCCUACUCGAACAUACCUGGAAUAGGUUCCACCACUCACGCGACCGUUUUGAGGAUACACGUCUCAGGAAAUGGAUCGAUUGAGAGUUCAUGUUGUUCAACACAGUUAUUGUUUAAAACAACUGUACAUACAGGUUAGAUACAUUGGCCAGUAAUAUUUUGUAACCUUAUCAUUAUCUGGCCCUACUGGUGUUCUGUAUUUAUGAAAACCAAACACUGCAUUACUUGACUUAUCACAGUGACAGGCCAUUGACUACUUGUGAAGUGAAACUUGAUCUAAUCUCUUGUACCAUCUCACCAUUUCGGGUCACAGCUAAAUUCAGGCGCUAACUACUUACAGACAGGACUAUGCAGCAACCUUAUCUAGUGACACUGGGUUGCAGAAAAAAAAAAUAAAUAAAUUGUGACUUGUUUUUUCAACUGAUUCAGGAGAAUUUUGCACCAGUAAAUCUUAAAAUGACAGUUUCUCUUUAACAUGCUCCUACCUUCUGCCCAGGCCGGAGUGGCCAGCCAAUUGACCCCUCCGUGGAUACUGCGCAAUCCGCGUCACUGACCAAUCAGAGGCCAGAGAUCUGCAUAAACCAAAGCCCGUUUUUGCUCCCGCCAUUUUCUCAGACAACAUUGCAUGGUCCAGUAUAGGUUUAGUUAGCGUUUUAUCGCGUAUUUGGGUUAUUUAACAAAAAAUAUGGUUAAGAGGUGUAGUCACGGACUUUGUAAUAGUGACGACAGGUAUCCUGAAAGGCUAGUUGGUGGAGUUCAAUUCGUACCCUUUCCAAAACCGAAGACCCAGUACGAAAAAUGCCUUCGAUGGAUCAAACUUUGUGGAAGACCGCAUCAUCAACUAAAUCCAUCUAAUAUCAACCGGGACACAUAUGUUUGCACGAAGGUAUGCCCUAUAUUUGAUUUUCAAUACAUGUCUCGUAUAAAUGAAUUCGAAGUUCUUCGCUAGCAUAACACUGCUGCGUGUGAACGAUUGCCACACUUAUUCUUUGUUGAGUGAUAUUUAGCGAUGAUCGGACUGCACAAACGUAUGUAUUUCUUGCUGGCUCGCGACCGAAGCUUAACCAGACUGUGUUUGCACGAAGAUAUGCCAUAAAUUUGAUUUUUAAUACACGUCUCGUAUAAAUGAAUGAGACGUUCUCCGCUAGCAUAACAUUGCUACGUGUGAACGAUUGACACACUUAUUCUUUGUAGAGCGAUAUUUAGCGAUGAUCAGACUGCACAAACGUAUUGAUUUCUUGCUGGCUUGCGCCCAGAAGCUUAACCAGACUGUGUUUGCACGAAGAUAUGCCCUAAAUUUGAUUUUUAAUCCACGUCUCAUAUAAAUGAAUGAGACGUUCUCCGCUAGCAUAACAUUGCUACGUGUGAAUGAUUGAAUGAAAUCAGAAGCAUGGCGUCUCUCUCAGUUCAGAAUGUAUUGUAUUGUAUUUGCCAUUUUUACUGUUUGUCUUACGUCAGCGCACGUGGCGUGACGUCACUUCAGGAGGUGUGGUUAAGUGCCCUGUACAGAGGGGUCAAUUAGUCGGCGCACACCUGCACCUUGUCCCAGCUGAUUACACUCAGUAUAUAUAGAACCCGGGGGACGACUAGUCCUCCGCCAGAUUGUGGCCUUUGAUGCCUCGUUCCCGCUUGCCUGACUUCUGGCUUCUGUGUACCGACCUACGCCUGUCCCCUGACCACCCUCCAGGAAGCAUCUGCGUCUCUGCCUGUAUGGUGAGACGAGCACUCAGCCCUGGACGUCCCCUUCAAACACCCACAACAUCAGCUGAGACGCAGCGAAUGUGACCAUAAACAAAUCCUGUUGGGUGGAGUUACCAUGCUCUAACUUACAGUUACACAUUGCCACUUAACCCUGGACCAGAACAAAUUAGCAGUCGUACUGACAGCUUGAACUCAUGGGCCAGUCUUUGCAGAAACAUUACUCACCCAAGCUGUUCCCUGGAGACAUUGUGGAGUAUCCGAGGAACAAAUACUUCUCCCACUUUGCUGUCUACUAUGGGGAGAGGGAUGGCGUUCGCUAUGUGGCUCACCUGACGUCCCGAGAUUCAGACUCCAAGAUCCCACUCUUUGGCCGGGCCCUGAAAUCGGAAGUCAAGUUGGAUCCGCUUGAGCUGCUGGGAAAAAAGUACAAGGUGAACAACAUGCUGGACGACUGCUUCCCGGCCAGAGAUUUCUACAGUGUUGUGAAACAGUCCAUUGACGGCAUGUUGGGACAGGAAGUGACCUUUGACAUUUUGUUUCACAACAGUGAGCACCAGGCGACACUCUUUAGAUACGGAGUCAAGAAGUCACAGCAGAUUGAGAAAAUCUAUGGCUACAUCAUGCCUGCAUGGGAGAAGCUCCUCGAGGAGAAGAAGCUGUGAAGGUGCUUCAAAUAUAUUUCUCAACUACAUUGACAAAAUUAAUAUUUGCAUAAACUCAUGACAAUAUUACACUAUGAAGUAAUUGUCUUUUUAAGUGAAUCAUCUUGAAUGCUCCCUUUUUUUAAAAAAAAUUGUUAAAGAUUGUAUAAAAACUGUUUUCUGUCAAAUAAAAG
Messenger RNA from Syngnathoides biaculeatus (alligator pipefish), 4025 nucleotides. It is a transcript of the gene plaat1l, whose product is annotated as phospholipase A and acyltransferase 1-like. The transcript is spliced from 6 exons. Gene Ontology annotation, biological process: N-acylphosphatidylethanolamine metabolic process. Gene Ontology annotation, cellular component: cytoplasm. The record is from RefSeq and is a predicted model, not a curated record. Gene Ontology annotation, molecular function: glycerophospholipid phospholipase A1 activity; A2-type glycerophospholipase activity. The coding region runs from base 3385 to 3852 and encodes 155 amino acids. Lineage: Eukaryota; Metazoa; Chordata; Actinopteri; Syngnathiformes; Syngnathidae.